Molecule: messenger RNA, 690 nt
Organism: Rotaria sp. Silwood2
Lineage: Eukaryota; Metazoa; Rotifera; Eurotatoria; Philodinida; Philodinidae
Source: the annotation of a GenBank genome assembly
AUGCCAAGAUUAAAUCAAUUUACAUUUUAUAUUCGCUCAGUCAUGUUUCUUUGUAAUCAAAUGAAUUUUUCAUCAACAGAAGAUAUUCAACGCACAUUCAUUGACUUUCCAAAUGAAAUUAUUUCUUAUGUUGAUUAUUUGCCAGAGACACGAGAAGGUCGAUGUCAUAUUUACUCAUAUCGAUCUAUUACGCCAUAUUACGGCGAUAUUACAAAUAAUUUCCCAGGUGGAUUCUUUAAAUAUGUUCGUGUAGUGUCAUUAUGUGAUGAACAUCCUUUUGAACAUGAAUUUUUUCUUCGAGUUGCUCAAUCAUUUCCAUUUGUGGAAAAAUUAUCUUUGAUUAAUGAUAAAUCACAAGAUCGCAAACAAUCUUAUGAAUCAAACAAUGAUAAUCAAAAUUUAUCUAUUAUUGAAUAUUCGUUUCUUCGUGAACUUAAUCUUCUCAGUGUUCAUGAUGAUUAUAUAGAAGACGUUCUAUUUAAUAGUAAAACGUAUUUGCCAAAUAAUGUUACUCUUUAUAUUAAAUAUAAGUCUUUAGAGCGAGUAACACACAAUUUCACACGUGAUGCUACACGAAUUAAUUGUGCCAAAAUAAAUGAAUUACAAUUAAGUGUUAAAACCAAAUGUUCCAAUUCUUCUUUACAAGAAUAUUUUCCUUAUGCAAAAAUAUGUUAUCCAGACAUAUUCUAA